GAGCUGGCUCUUCCACGGACAAGAGGGGGUGCCAACGUACUUCGCCAAAGGCAAGCGCCUCGUGGAUUCCAAGCACAAGAGCAUCAAGAAGGCCUGCAGUCCAGAGGAGUGCGACCGCCCAGAGGAGAUGUCUCUCCCGGAGGGCAACAGCAAGGGCUACUACGAGGUCUGCCUGAAGUGCGGAGCGCGCUGGGAGAGGAUCCCGCACUACGGCGAGGCGCCGGGCGGGGGGAAGGUCAAAUCGGAAAAGAACGCCGAGCCGGUGACAGCGGCAGUGGCGCAGAAGCCUACAGUGCCAUCAUGCCCAGUUCAUGCAGCCCCGAUGGAGAAGGUCUGGGAUCGUUACGAGAAGAAGUACUGCUAUCUCUGCACGAUACGAGGUGUAUACCAUCUCGUCGAGCGACGAGGAGAUGCGAUCGGGGGUCUCGUCUACUUCGGGCGCCUUGACGACGGCAACAAGACGGAUAUCGUGAUCACCGUGACGUCGGCCAACUCGGACGGCUUCGCGAACGGCGACCUCUUCGGCGACCACUUCGGCGUCGGCUACAUGAACAGGAAUUCGGACCAGUUCGAUUACAUCACAGAGAAGCGCGAGUCCGACACUACGGACCGCGUCGACAUCUUCAAGAUCAAUACUGGCGCGAUCACCAGCGUACUGUUCGAUGACGAGGGACAGGGUGUUGUCUCAAAAGGCCUUCGACGAGAACUCCGUCGUAGCCUAGCGAAGCUCUCCAAGAAGGGUGCCGACGUCACCGAGGUCUACAGCCGGCCGAGAGUCACCCAGUAUUGUCGACAUCACGGUCUUCAACCUGGGAGCGCGCUUGACCUCGCCAAUGGCAUCGACUUCACGAAGGUCUGGAGCCGCAUCCGUGACUUGUCAAACUACAAGCGCGACCAGGACAUUGCGAGCAGCGAAGAGCAUGAAGGACUCCAACAUCUUGAGCUCAGUGCCGCGCUAGCCCGUGAACAACACGAACGAGGCGGACUAUUCCUCUUCGAGCAACCAGCCUACGCCCGGUCUUGGGAUGUUCCGUGUAUCCAAGCGCUUGCCGACACCGACGGCAUUGGAUGGGUCAAUGCAGACAUGUGCGAGUUCAACCUUCACGCCGACGGCGGCAAGCUCAACCGGAAGCCGACGGGCAUCCUCAGCAACAGCACGGAGGUUCUCAAGGCAGUUUGCAGGCGAUGCACACACCGCAGCUCGGACCACGACCAGCUUGUCGGCAGCAAGUGCACCAGGCUCGCUCAUGAGUACACUCCACAGUUCUGCCGCGCCAUCCUUAGAGGUCUUGUCAAGCAUCUCAAGGGCGCCGGCAUCAUCAAGCACACCGAGGACGAGAAGAUUUUUGUGGACAUUCAGCCGUGCUUCUACCAGUACUCGAACGUUGUGGAGUACACCGCCGAGGAGUACAUUCCGCACAUCAUCGACGAUUUCUUUCAGGCGAUUGCGGAGGACCAGAUUCAGAUCGGGGUGUACCCAGCGCUCGAUACGAUCAACGAGGAGACGGCGGAGGGCGAAAGCCUUGGACCUGAUUUUGGAGAUCCGAGCCUAGAACCUGACGGAGAUGAAGAUGAACCAGAUACCGAAACCACGGAGAUACCGACGCCGUUACACCAACGUUUUAUAUUACGUGCCCACAACAAUAUGGGACAUCCAGAGCUUCGAGAUUUCACCCGGAUGUUCUACACUACACCUUCCAUGGAGUACCAGAGGGCCCAGGCUAUGAGGCAAGCAGCUAUGCAUUCAGCCGUCAGCCUCAGUGACCAGCAGACCAUGCAGAAAUCACCCAGGAGCCGUAUGCGUAAGGAGCAGGAGCCGUUGAAGGAUGGUGAGGUGGUGUUUAUCUGGAGGCGAGUUACAGUUCGACAGUCCGACGGGAGCAUCGAUUACAAAGUGGUAUGGAGCGGACCGGCUACGGUUGUCUCUACCACUCAGAAUGGAUCUACGGUAUUCGCCUACAUGCGUGGUGUCCUCAAGUGUGCCAGGAUCCAGGUUCGGGCAUCUACUAACGAGGAGAGCAUGGGUGCCGAGAUCGUCAACGAGAUGCUCCACAGUCUCAAAGAGAGGCUCAACCAGGUUCACCAGCAGCGGGGGUUCAGGGACAUCAGCGGAGAUGGAGAGCCGCCGCAGGAGGACGAGCUCCACCACAUGAAGGCGCAGAAGGAGGCGAUGAGGAAGUUUCCAGGCAGAGCAGCCAGCAGCCCGAGAGUGAACCUCGGGCUCCCUCAUCUGAUCAAGGUUCACAAGCAAGCCAAGGUUCGACGACAUGGAGCUGGACCGCCAGAGAUUGGCAUCAUCAUCAGCGUCGAGUUCAGGACGUACUGCGGCAGGUACAGUAGCUCCAUGGCCAGCUCCGUCUGGGUUCACUACACCAAGCGCCGGUUCGUAGAGGUUUGUGACUUCACGACGGGCACCUACACGAACUUCAAUGACGCCGAAAAGAGCGAUUUCAUUGCUAUGGAUGAGGUGUGGAACUACAGAAGGCUCGAGAGUGGGCCGUGGCGACCAGUCACAGGCUUCGACAAUGACAAGCACGUUGCGUUCAGCAUCGAGGAUUCUUGGGCGUGCCUCAGCUACCGCGGGAACUUCUAUAUCAUGAAGGCCAAGUCCGAGGCGGCAGAGAUCAAGCACAACACCAUCAGCGACGACGACUGGGAGUUCGAGGCUAACGUGGGCGACGUUGCGACCGCGUUCAUGCAGGGCGAUCCGAGCAAGAGGACUAAGCCGCUGUACGCCGAGCCGCCACCAGGAGGAUACCUUGAAGCACUUGGAGUACCACCAGGUAGCCUCAUUCGUUUAGAUCGUGAAGUUUACGGACUUGUCAGCGGAAUGGCAGCACGGAGGAGUACAAUGGUUGAUCGUCUCAGCAAGCUCGACUACCGCAUGAGCAUCUACGAUCCCUGCUUGUUCUGCCUCUUCAAUAACGAGCAGCAUGGCAAGGAUGACGACUACAUCGUGCAGGGCAUUGUGGUUCUUGAAGUUGAUGACACGCUGUCUGGAGGCAACGAGAAGCACAUUGACAAGAUGAACCAGCUCAAGUCCAUGAUCAAAUUCGGUCACUGGCAUCAUCUAUAUCGUGCUGGUCCACAUUAUUUUGCUGGCCGACGGUUUUCACGGGAGAAGGAUUUCGGCUUCCGCAUUGAGAUGGAGCGGUAUAUCGAGGAGAAGUUGAAUCCGAUCGAGCUCAAGCGUGGUAGAUUGUCAGAUUCCAAGGGCCAACCUACAUAA
Molecule: messenger RNA, 3229 nt
Organism: Prorocentrum cordatum
Lineage: Eukaryota; Dinophyceae; Prorocentrales; Prorocentraceae
Source: the annotation of a GenBank genome assembly